Molecule: messenger RNA, 2894 nt
Organism: Dunckerocampus dactyliophorus (ringed pipefish)
Lineage: Eukaryota; Metazoa; Chordata; Actinopteri; Syngnathiformes; Syngnathidae
Product: neuroepithelial cell-transforming gene 1 protein-like
Exons: 12
Coding region: 454-2139 (561 amino acids)
Biological process (GO): intracellular signal transduction; positive regulation of Rho protein signal transduction
Molecular function (GO): guanyl-nucleotide exchange factor activity
Source: RefSeq, a predicted model, not a curated record
CGGGGCUGCGUAAUAUCUCCACAAGCUGUCGGGAAGGGCUGAUCGAGAAAAUGCGGUCAUACAGCCAAUGUUUACACUGUUAUCAAUGUACAAACUUCAAAGAUGUACUUUUUCCUUAUUUGUUCCAUAAUGCUGCAAUUCAUUUAGCAAUAUUUGAAAACGUUUGCAGAAAUAUAGAAUUUAACAGUCAAAUUACUUAGUAUAGCACAUAAGUGAACGGAAGGCUUUCCUUCUUGGCCCCUCCCACAUUCACUGUCUCCUAGCAGCGGAGCCCUGAUCUCUUUGCUGAUUGGUCCAUUUCCAACAAUCCGCCAUAUUCAAACUUCCUCAGCGUUGUGUGUGGAUGUGCUCUGUUGUCAUCGAGUGGCUUUCUGUAACAAUCCUAGUCGAUUCCACAAUUGGCUCCGCAAACCUAUACUCGCAAGCGAUUUUAAACCCAAGUCUGUCGAAAAAAUGGAAGAAAGCGAGGAAGUAAACGGGGGGACGUUGGGGGGAAAGGCCAAGCUCCGUCGGACGUCAUCGAGGUUGUCCAGCGACAGUGUUAUCGGUGCAGCGACGUCGCCACAAAGUCUACGGAGAAACAACUACAAAAAACCUCCAUUGCAGAGAGGCAGCUCCUUCACCUUUCUCACUCCAGGGACGCCUUGGGACUUCAGUCUGAAGAGAAAACGCAAAGAGAAGGACGACGACACGGUCAGCUUGUCCAGUUUCGACCUGAAGGAGCCCACGACCAAGCGAGGAAGACCGCUAGCUCGAGUGUCCUCCCUCGUCAACUUCAUAUCUCCUUCCAAGAAUGGCGCCAUGCGACGUUUCGGCCAGACCAUCCAGACCAUGUCGCUGCGUGGGGACACCAAGUCUCCCGGAGCGUCCCUCAAAGGCGGCAGCAAGGCGGUCGGCCCCACCCCCUGCAAGCGGAGGAAGAGCACCUUGUGGUCAGAGACGCUGGACGUCCACCAGAAGAGCUCCUUCUCCUCCAAAGAGAUCAAGAGACAAGAGGCUAUUUAUGAGCUCUUCAGGGGAGAGCAGGAUCUCAUCGAAGAUCUCCAACUUGCACGAAAGGCUUACCAUGACCCCAUGCUCAAGCUCUCCAUCAUGACUGAGGAGGAAUUGGCCCACAUCUUUGGAGACCUGGACGCAUACAUCCCCCUGCAUGAAGAUCUUCUAAUGAAGCUGACAGAAGGAACGGGUUCUGAUGGGACGGUAGCUGAGAUAGGACAGAUAGUGAUAGACUGGCUUCCAGGCCUGAAUGCUUACAAGAACUACUGCAGCAACCAGCUGGCAGCCAAAGCGCUGCUGGACCAGAAGAAGCAGGACCGGCGGGUCCAGGACUUCCUGCAGCGCUGCCUGGAGUCGCCCUUCAGCAGGAAGCUGGACCUGUGGAGCUUCCUGGACAUCCCGCGCUCGCGCCUGGUCAAAUACCCGCUGCUGCUGAGAGAGAUCCUCCGACACACUCCUGCAGACCACCCCGACCUUGCCACCCUGGAGAGAGCCAUUACGAUAAUCCAGGAGGUUUUGUCAGACAUCAACGUGAGGAAGGGCGAGUCAGACUGCCGGUACUACAUCGACAAGCUGGAGUACUUGGACGACAAGCAGCGGGACCCUUUGAUUGACAACUGCAAGACCCUUUUGUGUCACGGGGAGCUGAGGAACAAGAGCGGCUCGAGGCUGCACGUGUUCCUGUUCUCUGAACUGCUGGUUCUGACCCGACCGGUGACGCGGAACGACAGGAGCUGCUUCCAGGUGUACAGACAGCCUAUUCCAGUUCGGGACUUGGCGCUGGAAGACCUGCAGGAUGGAGAGAUUCGCAUGGGGGGCUCCUUUCGGGGGGCUUUUACCAAUGGAGAGAAAGCUAAGUAUAUUUUCCGUGUCAGCUCGGCGGAUGCGGCCCGCGGGCAGUCGCACACGCUGCACGUCAACGACGUCUACCACAAACAGCAGUGGCUCAACUGCCUGCGCACCGCCAUGGCCCGACACGGAGCUCCUCCCGGCCGAGCCCGGCGCCACUCCUCCGUCCCCGAUCACGGCAACAGUUCGCCCGCGCCCCCGGGACCUCAACUCAGGCCGCAGAUGCUCUCCAAAAGCAGACAGGAGCAUCAGAGGUCACGGAGUUCCAUAACCAGGAAAGAGACUGGAGUGUAGCGAUAAAAGACACACAUCAAGCCACUCAUUUAAUUUCUAUACUGGUAGCAAACACAAAAAAAAAGGUAAUUUCCGUCCAGGUAUGUAAGAAGCUCGUCUCUUUGCCGUGGAGUUGGGUUUUACUUUGUUUUAUCACUUACUUUUGUACUACUGCAAAUGAUUCUUUAAAAAAGAGCAAUGAUUUGAUGUGAUCAGAGGAACAACUCUGAGAAAAAUAAAACAUUUACUUUGUUCUUUUAAAAAAAAAAAAAAAAAAACCUUCUGACUGAUUUGUAUUUCGAUGCAGGCUAACAUCUUCUCAUGGACGCCGAGCCGAGCACUGGAACCCGGGAACUCGUGAAACUAGACUUCCUGGCUCCGACAAGUGAAUCAUGAACCUGACGUGCGCGCACGGGUUUAGUGAGUCUGGUAGGUGGACUUGUUGCACAUGUGACGUAGACGCCGCAUAUAGCGUUGGGUCAUACGUCCAUGUUGCCGCCAUGUUGCCCAUAUUGUGGCAGAACGGAGAAGAUGCCGAAUUGAUAUUCUGUAUCGCCCUGUACCAACUGCUUUACAGUCCAAACAAGAUCUCAAAACUACAGUCAAACCUGUCUUAGCGGCCACCUUUAUAGAACGGCCACCUGCCUAUAGCACCCACUGAAAAAUCCCCCGCAGCAAAUUUACAUGUUAUAGACCCUGUGUAUAGCAGUCACCUGUCUAACACGGCCAGCGGCCACCCAUUUUGUCUCCCUUGGUCAAUAUCUGACUGCAUAUAG